AUGGAAAAGUAUGAAGAUGUGAAGGUUAUUGGAUAUGGAAAUUAUGCAGCUGUGAAGCUUAUUCGGAACAAAGAAACAAAAGCCAUUUUUGCAGUCAAGUACAUCUCACGAGGACACAAGGUUGAUGAAAGGGUGGCAAGAGAAAUCAUAAACCAUAGAACUCUUCAUCAUCCAAAUAUUAUUCAGUUCAAGGAGGUGUUUUUGACUCCAAGAGAUAUUGCAAUAGUUAUGGAGUAUGCAGCUAGUGGAGAUCUAUUUGAUUAUAUUUCCAGUCAUGGUAAAUUAAAUGAAGAUGAGGCUCGCUAUUUCUUCCAACAACUCGUUUCAGGGGUUACUCAUUGUCAUGACAUGGAAAUAUGUCACAGAGACUUGAAGUUGGAGAACACUUUAUUAAAUGGAAAGCUUAUUAAAAUUUGUGAUUUUGGCUAUUCUAAGUCUUAUCUACUACAUUCAAGACCCAAAUCAAUGAUUGGAACUCCAUCCUAUAUUGCACCAGAAAUAUUUUCUCGUAAAGAAUAUGAUGGAAAGUUAGUAGAUGUAUGGUCAUGUGGAGUGAUGCUUUACAUAAUGUUAGUGGGAGAAUUUCCAUUUGGGGACCAAAAUGAUCUGCAAAAUCUCAAGAAAAUAAUGAAUCAAAUUAUGCUUGUUCAAUACAUGAUCCCAGAUACCGUUAGCAUGUCUCGAGAUUGUAGAAAUCUGUUAUCUUGCAUUUUUGUUGCAAAUCCAAUGAAAAGGAUCAGCAUGAAGGAAAUUAAGUCUCACCCAUGGUUAUUAAAGAAGUUGCCAGAGGAAUCAACAAAAGAGGGUGAAGAUGUCAACUAUAUAGAAGAAAAUUCAAUCACUUGUCUUCAAAGUAUAGAAGAGAUAAUGAGCAUUGUUGAUGAGGCUAAAACUCUACCAACAACUUCUUCUUGUUGA
This is a messenger RNA of Vicia faba (fava bean), 918 nucleotides long. NCBI's taxonomy places the organism in Eukaryota, Viridiplantae, Streptophyta, Magnoliopsida, Fabales, Fabaceae. The record is from the annotation of a GenBank genome assembly.